UCAGAUUGUGUCUCUUAGCCAAUAGAGACUAUUCAGCUGGGUGUGUUGCGUUGGAGUUUAAACUUUGGACCCUUUGGAGAAGAGCUUGAAGAUAGACACCACGCUCGUCCUGAACAAAGUAAAUUGGAUAUUUUGACUGGACUGCUAAAGCUGUUUUUGAUUGUCACUGACUUAGACAAAAUAAUGGACCCCAACCCAUAUCAGGGUUGUUAUGGUAUUGAGCUGCUCGACUGGCUCUUUGACCAGAACAAUGGCAUCCUACGUCAUGAAGAAACCAGUCACCAUGGAAACCACCAUAGUUGGCACAUGCAGGACCCAAAUCUGCUACAACCUUCUGACCAGGCCAAUGAAGACUUCCUCACUGCUCUUCUCAGUGGAUCUGACUCUGUCAGAUGCUGCUCUCCUCUCUGGUCGCCCUCCCACAGUGACAGUGGCAUCAGCGAAGAUCCGCAUUCAGACCACAUGGACAGUCCUCUGAGACCUGAGAGUCCCCCUGGUGGAGAAACACAAUAUUACAGUCAUGGGAUACAUACCAGAGAAGCCCUGGAAGCAAGCAUCCCUAAUAUAGUCAAUGUAUGGGACCAGAGUUUCCCAAAUGGAGGACCAGGAAUUACACAAUAUCCUUCUGAUGUCAACAGAGGCCAGGUAUCCUCUGGCACUGCUCUCACUGUCAAGGAUCUACUGCUAUCAGGCACUCCGGAUCCACCCCCGCAGCCCUCGCAACAGUCCAUUCAGGAGUUGGUUCUCAAUGAAGAUGAAAGGAAACUGCUUGCAAAGGAGGGGGUGACUCUGCCCAGCCAACUACCACUCACAAAGUAUGAGGAAAGAAUACUGAAGAAAAUACGCAGAAAAAUACGUAAUAAGCAGUCUGCACAGGAGAGCCGCAAGAAGAAGAAGGAGUACGUAGAUGGACUGGAGAGCAGAAUGGCUGCCUGCAAUGCACAUAACCAGGAGCUGCAGCGAAAAGUUUCCCAACUUGAAAAAUGCAACGUAUCACUGAUGGAACAGCUGCGUAGGCUGCAGGCACUGGUCAUGAAUACAUCGAACAAGCCAGCCCAGGCAGGAACAUGUGUUUUGGUGCUCGUGCUGUCCUUCUCUCUAAUACUGUUCCCUAGCCUCAAGCCGUUUUCCUCCACCAAGGUCACACAAGGAGACUUCAGUCCAGUCAGAAUCCAGUCACGGUCCCUCCAGAAUCUGCAGGCAUCUCGUGUGUUGCACAUCACUAACCCACAAUACACCAAUGAAGAUGAAUCUGUUCUACCACGUCGUCGUUUCCCUGGAGACGAGGCACUGGACCACGUCAACUCUUUGAUGGAAAAACUCAACAUGCACAACAAUGAUGAGCGCCACCUAGAGCCUCUCACACUGAACAGCACAGGCGAAGAAGGUCAUUUCCAGGUGGACCCCAUCACCGGCCACAUAGCCACUGUAACUCUGGACCCACAUCGCCCCACCAGACUGCAACCUCACGCUGACGACAUGUGAGAGAAGGAAUCCUAUGAUAGCGCAGGGGAUUAUGUGUUGUAUACAUACACAGAUGCUGAUUGUUUUGUUCAUUUUUAAUGAUAGGAAUAAAAGAAAAGUAUAUAAUCAAAAACAUAGUAGCUGUGUUCGCUGAUGGUGUAGUGGUUUAAAGCAUGUCUACCCUCUCUCACCCCAUUUCAUGCUACAGCUGUCAAAAAAAA
Messenger RNA from Boleophthalmus pectinirostris (great blue-spotted mudskipper), 1685 nucleotides. It is a transcript of the gene creb3l3a, whose product is annotated as cAMP responsive element binding protein 3-like 3a. NCBI's taxonomy places the organism in Eukaryota, Metazoa, Chordata, Actinopteri, Gobiiformes, Gobiidae. Gene Ontology annotation, molecular function: DNA-binding transcription factor activity, RNA polymerase II-specific; RNA polymerase II cis-regulatory region sequence-specific DNA binding. Gene Ontology annotation, cellular component: nucleus. Gene Ontology annotation, biological process: regulation of transcription by RNA polymerase II. The record is from RefSeq and is a predicted model, not a curated record.